Molecule: messenger RNA, 507 nt
Organism: Octopus sinensis (East Asian common octopus)
Lineage: Eukaryota; Metazoa; Mollusca; Cephalopoda; Octopoda; Octopodidae
Exons: 1
Coding region: 1-507 (168 amino acids)
Source: RefSeq, a predicted model, not a curated record
AUGGACUUUCUCAAACAUAUCCCAACUACUGUCUCGGAAGGUACUAUACUUGCAAGUUUUGACAUCACUAACCCCUAUACCAACAUACCUCAUACCUUGGGCCUGGAGGCAGUCAAACACUGGGUAAAGAGACACAGUAGAUGUAUAAAUGAACAUUUCAAAACAGACUUCAUUAUCAAAGCCACUCGUCUAGUACUAGAAGAAAACACCUUCAGAUUUGAUAAUAAAAUAUACCAACAGAAAAAGGGCCUGGCUAAGGGUACAAAAUUUGCCCCUUCAUAUGCCAACCUAGUCAUUGGUUACCUAGAAGGGAAUCUUUACAAGGAAGUAGGAAAAAUCUUUGAUCCCAACUUCAAGGAAGGCAACGUGAAACUGUACCUCGAUGACUAUUUCAUUUUUUGGGAUGGAUCAAAAGAAGACCUACCAACAUUUCACAACAUCCUCAACACACUGCACCCAUCUAUCAAACUCACAACAGAAAAAGCUACAAUGAACUACCAUUCCUAG